Tripterygium wilfordii is the source of this 6047-nucleotide messenger RNA. RefSeq lists its product as uncharacterized. The transcript is spliced from 6 exons. Gene Ontology annotation, molecular function: histone binding; ATP hydrolysis activity; chromatin binding. Gene Ontology annotation, biological process: positive regulation of transcription by RNA polymerase II. The record is from RefSeq and is a predicted model, not a curated record. Lineage: Eukaryota; Viridiplantae; Streptophyta; Magnoliopsida; Celastrales; Celastraceae. Gene Ontology annotation, cellular component: nucleus. The coding region runs from base 342 to 5936 and encodes 1864 amino acids.
AGAGAAAAAAAAAGAUAAUAUAAAGAAAACGGGAGAGAGUUUCAAUGAGAGAAGACGAAGAACAGCGACUGGAGCCUAAAACCAACAAUCCCCCCUCUCGAUAAAGUAAUGGAGUUUUAGGGUUUUGUUCUCUCUUUCGAUUCCAUUUCCUUUAGGGACAGAUCCGAAUCGGCGAUUUCUCGGUGAUUGACGGAGUCAUCUUCGCUUCCAAUGUUUUUGUCCUUAAUCUUCUUCGCAUGAUCCGACGCUCAAUUCAAGGAGUCAUCCUCGCACGUAUGGUCGCUUAUCAUCUCUGAACGAUUAUAUUUUGUAUAUUUAUUCGAACAUUUGUGAUUAUUGUGAUGCGACGGUCCCUUGGUUCGUCAUCGAGACAGAGGAAUUCUAUGCAUUCAGGGACAAAGCUUCGGAAGAAGAGGAAGAGGCUUGAUGCUAUUUGUGAAAAUGAGUAUAACCGAAACCAUGGGGAGACGGAUAGGGGUACUGGAUUGGCUGGUUCAGCUGGCGCUGGGACUGAGCUGCGUCGUAGCUUGCGGGUGCGACGAAUGCCUACGGUGCUUGAUGCAUCACCUUCGCCAGCUAAGAAGCGGCAGAAAAUUGGUAAGAAUGACGGUGGAAAUGUUAUUUUAGAGAACGUUAAGAAGGAGGAUCGGGAAUUGGGGGAUUCAGAGACUCCAGGUGGUUGGGGGAUGCGAUUGAGAUCAAGGGGCAAGAACGUGAGGACUGGUGUGUCCAGUGAGAGAACUAAGAAUUUUGAAGAAAUUAGUGAAAUUAAUGAGAAGAAAGGUGAAUUAGAAGUUGCAAUACCCACAAUGGUAAGGUCAAAGAGGCCAAGGAAAAUUAUUGCAGUAAGUACUUCAACAAAUGGAGAGGAAGAGAUUACUAUAGGAAAUGACAUAGAGCAGAAUGAGAGGGAUGAGGUGGGCGUGAUGGGAAACAAGGAUGAGGUGGAAGAUUUCGGGAGCAAGGAUGAGGAAGACGUGAUGGGAAACAAGGAUGAGGUGGAAGAUUUCGGGAGCAAGGAUGAGGAAGACAUGAUUGGAAGCAAGUAUGAUGAAGCCACACAAAGUUUGGAGAGAGAAAUGAGUUGUGGACAUGAGGAAGGAAUUGUGGAUGGUAAUGCUGGACAGAUAGUUGAGGGAGAAGAUGGUAAAGAAGUGUCUAACUGUCUGAAAGUGGAUGAGGGGUGCAUUGGAGAUGAUAACAGGGAGACUGUGAAGCAGAGUGAUGAAAAAGCAGAACAUUCAUGUGGAGAGAAAGAUGAAAAUAAUGAAAGGAUUGAAGAGCAAGUCGUUGGGACUUUGAAAAGUGACUUGGAAGAUGGAGGACCUCAUGACAGUGAUAAUGUCUUGAUGGAUGUUGAGCAGAAGCCCUUUGAAGGUGGUAAUGCUGCAGAGCUGGACAAAUCAAAUCUUGCUUCAGAUGAUUCUCUUGGCAAGUCAAGCAUCAAACAGGGAAGGCGGUGUGGUUUGUGUGGGGGUGGAACUGAUGGUAAACCGCCAAAGAGGUUUGUUCAAGAUAUGGGUGACAGUGAAAAUGAAGUAUAUAGUGGAUCAUUAGCUUCGGAUGAACCUAAUUACGACAUUUGGGAUGGAUUUGGCGAUGAAUCUGGAUGGCUUGGCCGCCUGUUGGGCCCCAUAAAUGAUCGUUAUGGUAUUGCUGGAAUUUGGGUUCAUCAACAUUGUGCUGUGUGGAGUCCAGAGGUUUAUUUUGCUGGUUUGGGUUGUUUAAAAAAUGUAAGGGCUGCACUUUGCCGAGGAAGAGCCUUAAAAUGCAGUCGCUGUGGGAGACCUGGGGCUACCAUUGGAUGCCGUGUUGAUCGAUGCCCAAAAACAUACCACUUGCCUUGUGCACGAGCUGAGGGUUGCAUAUUUGAUCAUCGCAAAUUUCUCAUUGCCUGCACAGAUCAUCGGCAUCUUUUCCAGCCUCAUGGUAAUCAAUUUUUAAAGCGGAUAAAGAAAUUGAAAGCUAAGAAAAUCAAGUUGGAAAUGAGGAAAGUGUCAAAUGAUGCUUUGCAGAAGGAUAUAGAAGCAGAAGAAAAAUGGUUGGAGAACUGUGGUGAAGAUGAAGAGUUUUUGAAACGCGAGAGCCGGAGACUUCAUCGGGAUUUGUUGAGGAUUGCACCUGUUUACAUUGGAGGGUCAGACUCGGACAGUGGAAAAUCUUUUGAAGGUUGGGAAUCUGUUGCUGGGCUCCAGGACGUAAUCCGAUGUAUGAAGGAAGUUGUCAUUUUACCACUUCUAUAUCCUGAGUUUUUUAAUAAUCUUGGGAUCACUCCUCCUAGGGGUGUUCUUUUGCAUGGUUAUCCUGGAACAGGUAAAACUCUGGUUGUACGGGCAUUGAUAGGCGCAUGCGCUCGUGGUGAUAAAAGGAUAGCAUAUUUUGCCCGCAAGGGGGCCGACUGCUUAGGAAAAUAUGUUGGUGAUGCUGAACGCCAGCUAAGACUCUUGUUUCAGGUUGCUGAGAAAUGUCAACCUUCAAUAAUAUUCUUUGAUGAGAUUGAUGGGCUUGCACCAGGUCGUACAAGGCAGCAAGAUCAGACUCACAGUUCAGUUGUCUCCACAUUGCUUGCUUUGAUGGAUGGUCUAAAGUCUCGAGGUUCAGUUGUUGUUAUUGGUGCAACUAAUCGUCCUGAUGCGGUUGAUUCGGCGCUUCGUAGACCCGGUAGAUUUGACAGGGAGGUUUAUUUCCCUCUGCCAUCAGUUAAGGAUAGGGCGGCCAUCCUUUCCCUUCACACAAAAAGGUGGCCAAAACCAGUGAGUGGAUUGUUGCUCGAGUGGAUUGCAAGAAGAACUGUAGGCUUUGCUGGUGCCGAUCUUCAGGCACUUUGUACUCAAGCUGCUAUGAUUGCUUUAAAGAGGAAUUUUCCUCUGCAAGAAGUCCUGUCUGCUGCUGAAGAGAGACGCCCUGGUGCUAAAAAUCAGCCUCUUCCUGCAUUUGCAGUGGAAGAGAGUGAUUGGUUGGAAGCUUUAUCAUUUUCGCCACCUCCAUGCUCUCGUAGAGAAGCAGGAAUAGCUGCUCAUGAUUUGGUACACUAUCCUCUACCUGCACACCUUGUUCCCUGUCUAUUGCAGCCAUUUUUGAACUUGCUUGUUUUCCUUCAUUGUAAUGAAUGUCUCUGGUUGCCUCCUACUCUUUCUAAAGCUGCGACAAUGGUUAAAAGUGUUAUUGUUUCUGCUUUGGACAAUAGAAAAAUGCCUAGUGAUCAUUGGUGGUUCCAUGUUGAUGAUUUAUUAAAAGAGGCAGAUGUUGCAAAAGAAAUCGAGAAAAGACUAUCAUGUCUUGGGAUGAUAAUAGGAGAGCCUGGCGUUAUUGGAUCUGGUGGUUUUAUUACUGAUUUUGACGAGUACGAUGAGUUUGAACAUUCUACAAUGGCUCAUUCUCGCACUGGUUUGUUGCAAUGUGGUAAUUCUGCAUCAAGAAAGAAAUUAGGAUGUCGGAUAUUGGUAUCUGGCAGUCCCAGAUCUGGCCAGAAGCAUCUUGCUUCUUGCAUUCUUCACUGUUUUGCUGGGAAUGUUGAAAUUCAAAAGGUCGAUUUAGCCACAGUUUUGCAAGAAGGACAUGGUGAUGCAGUGCAAGGGAUAACACAAAUACUAAGGAGAUGCGCAAGUGCUGGGUCUUGUCUGGUAUUCAUGCCCAGAAUUGAUUUGUGGGCGGUGAGCACAUUUCAUCAAGUUAAUGAGGAGAUUGAUUUUUCUGCAGUAAACCAAAAAACUGAUAAAGAAUCAUGUGCUGCACGAGAUCAAGCUUUUGAAAAAGAAAUAAAUUUUCAUCCUCAGCAAUCUAAAGCAGUUGAAGCAGCAAACUUCCAUUGUACUGCCCUAAAUGCAUCGCAUGCCUGGAACUCAUUCGUUGAGCAGGUGGAAUCUAUAUGUGUGUCUACAUCCUUGAUGAUUCUGGGAACUUCUGAACUUCCAUAUGCAGCACUCCCUCAUAAAAUAGGGCGUUUUUUUAGUAGAGGCGUUACAAAAUCUGGUCAAUCAAUUGCUUCUGAUUGCACAGUGCCACAGUUCAUUGCUGAGGUUGGCGUAAAUUUCAAUCGUGAUAUGGUGGUGAAAAUAUCUGCGGCAGAAUUAUCAAGAGAUGUAAUCCAGCCGUACAUUCAGCUUAUUCAUCAAAGAAUUCACAUUCGCCCAAAUUCAUCUAAGGAGAACAAAACUUGUGAUGCCAUCAAAUUCUGUACAGAUAUAGCAUGUUACAGCGAAGAUCGCACUGCAGUUGGCAGAGAGGAGGGUAGAACACAAUGUCCUGAUGAUUCUUCUGUAAGAGUUCCACAAGCACCUGAUAAUAAAACUUUGAAAGGAAGAUCAAGUCUGCAAUUAGCUAUAUCUGUAUUUGGCUAUCAAGUUCUGCUGUAUCCUCAUUUCGCUGAACUUUGUUGGUUCACUUCGAAAUUGAAAGAAGGUCCUUUUGCAGAUGUAAGUGGACCUUGGAAGACCUGGCCCUUUAAUUCUUGUAUUGUUCGUCCUGAUAACUCAUUAGAUAAGGUAGCUUUUGCUGGUAGCUCCAGCAAUCCUAAAGGCAAGGAGAAAUCUGGUUUAGUUAGAGGCCUAGUUGCAGUUGGAUUGUCGGCAUACAGGGGCACGUACUCUUCACUUAGAGAGGUCACUAUUGAUGUACGAAAUGUUCUUGAGCUUCUAGUACGAGAGAUCAAUGCAAAAGUAGAGGCUGGGAAAGACAGAUAUCUGUAUGUCCGUAUUUUAUCUCAGGUAGCUUAUCUAGAAGAUGUGGUAAAUAGUUGGGCCUACGCACUGCAGAGUUUAGACCGUAACUCUCAAAUGAAGAUCAGUGAUGCGGAAUCACCAGAUAAGCAUACAUGUGUCAGUGAUUCUGUUCAAAGUAGGAGUGUUUCAGAGAGAAGCUGCCAUGAAUUCAAGGAGCUUGAUGAUGCUUGCCAGGGACCUGCUAGUGAAAGUAAUGGAGGUAUUGACGAGGAAAAAAGAGACGGAUAUUCCCUUUAUGCUAAAUCUGAGAAGAGAGUUGCUAAUUUUGAAAAUGGGUCUGCGCAUAAGGAAUUGGAUUUGGAUCAUGCUUCUCAAGACAAAAGUUUUCACUGCUCUGCUACUAAUCAACUGGUGGAUAAAGCCAUGAAUGAUCAGAAUGGGACAACUGAACAUUGUGAGACAGAAAAGAGUGGAAAUGCAAUUAUCGACAUAAAUUUUAAGUCCGUGGAACAAUCUAAUGGAUUCAUGUCUACAAAUUCCAUUGUCCUUUCUGACAAUGGUCUCUGUAAUUCUGGAGAAUUGGGUAGCCCUAGGAUCUUUGGUUCAGGAGAUGCAUGCUACCAGAAUAAUGGUUUGUCAGUGACCGAGACCACAACUAGAUCUGGCGUUAAUGCUUAUGAUCCUGGGGAGCAAAUUGAAGAUACAAACUUGUGUGCAAGCCACAAUACCAAUGCUUCCACUGAAUCUGUAGUUACAUGUUAUUAUCAAUGUUGCUCUGAGUGCCUCCAUAUUCUCAAUGGCGUGAUGCUGAAGAUUUUUGCACAUGAAUGGAGGUCAAAUGGGAGUAAUACAACAGUGGAGGAUGUGCAUGAUGUUGUUGCAUCAUUGUCUGUGAAUCUUCUUUCAGCGGUUAGGAAAAUCGAUGUUGAUGGGAUUUCCAGAAGUUCAUUUGAUAAAAAUUUGAUACAGGGAAACCAUCAGAAAAUAUCGGGAAUUGAAGAACUGUGCGCUUGUCAGUGCAAAAGUCCAGGAAAUGGCCUAUCGAUCCCAAUGGAAUGUAGUUGUCACACUGGAGAUGGAUGUGUAAAUUCAAGACAAAAUGCCUCCCAGAAUACCCAAUUCGGCCAUGAUUGGAAAUUCAUUUUCAGAGAUGGUGUCCUUGUUCCUAUAGAUUCCAAGUCCAACAUAGAUGUUUCGGUUCACUGUAAAUUUGAGAACUUGUGCCUUUGUUCUCUUAUAGAGUUGGUGGCAAUGAUGAAGCAGCCUUUUGAUUGAUUGGAAUGUAUUUACAGUUUGGUUUGCCCAAGCAUCGUCUGGUUCGUCUGUGAAUCUACAUGUAAAAUUGCUUUAAAGAGGUAUGGAAUAUCAAAAAUUUUGUUCUGCUGA